This is a messenger RNA of Numida meleagris (helmeted guineafowl), 374 nucleotides long. Its product is annotated as PH and SEC7 domain-containing protein 4-like. Gene Ontology annotation, molecular function: protein binding; phospholipid binding. The record is from RefSeq and is a predicted model, not a curated record. Lineage: Eukaryota; Metazoa; Chordata; Aves; Galliformes; Numididae.
CGCCGUGGGGCCGGCGGGGCUGGAAGUCCUUCCACACCGUGCUGAGGGGCACGCUGCUCUACUUCCUCAAAGCGGGCGCUGCCCCACGCGGCCCCGACCCCGCGGCCGAGGCCGAGGAGCCCCUGGGCAUCCACCAUGCGCUGGCCGAGCGCGCCAGCAAGUACACCAAGCGGCCGCACGUCUUCCGCCUGCAGACGGCCGACCGCCGCGUCCUGCUCUUCCAGGCAUCGAGCGAGGAGGACAUGACCUCGUGGAUCUCCCGCCUCAACCUGGCCGCCGCCCUCCUCUCCUCGCCGCCGUUCCCCGCCGCCGUGGGCUCCCAGCGCCGCUUGGCGCGGCCCAUCCUGCCCGCCACCCCCAGCCGCUGCCCGCCC